Scheffersomyces amazonensis is the source of this 749-nucleotide messenger RNA. RefSeq lists its product as uncharacterized. The transcript has 2 exons. The record is from RefSeq and is a predicted model, not a curated record. The coding region runs from base 185 to 688 and encodes 167 amino acids. NCBI's taxonomy places the organism in Eukaryota, Fungi, Ascomycota, Pichiomycetes, Serinales, Debaryomycetaceae.
AAUAAUUAGUGAAAUUUUUUUAUCCAUCUAUAUAUUUUUUCUCACUAGCAAAACGCGAUUGUUAACUAUGUCUAUGUAACAGCUAAAUACAAUACUAAUACUUAAUACUUAAUACUAAUACUAAUACUAAUACUUAAUACUAAUAGUCAAUCCCGUGAUUAUCCAGUACAACUACAAACUUAUAAUGCCUCCUAAAUCUAAACCCAUAAUAGCUCUGAUAACUAUAUUGAAAUUUAAACGAGGACGGGCAACAUAUGUAUUUCCUAUAGAUUUACAACAAUCAAAAGCUCAAACACUUGAAAAUUUUAAAAGUUUAUUAAGUAAAGCUAUAAAUGCUUCAGGAGGUUUAUCAAUUGUUGAUGAUGAACCUAUACCAGUAGAUGAAGAUGAAGAUGAUGAAGAAGCUAAUAUACCUAUACCAAUACCUAAACCUGAAUAUAUGGAAGAUAUUGAUAUUGAUACUGAUGAUAAUUCAAAUUCAAAUCCAAAUAUUAUAAAGAAAGUUGAAAGUUCUCAAUUAAGACUUGCAAUUCCUAAGGAUAAAUCAUCACCUUAUGAAAAUGAAUGGAUAGAAUUACUUGAUGAUACAACUUUAUCAAGUAUAAUAUUUAAUGAUUAUGAUAUAUUAGCAUUUGCUUAUGGAAAUGAUGAUCCAUUUGAUGUUAUUGAAGCUGCUUUUGAAGAAUGAAAAUAGAAUUAUAGAGUAUAUAGUACAUUAUUUACUUCAAUUAAUAUAGUUCUAUAUGCGU